UCGCCAUUUGGUUAACUCUUCACUCGUCUGACUUAAAACUGGUGCCCUCCAAAGGCCUUGUAGGAUGUGCUCUGCCAACUUGGAUUUGGGGAUUGUCUUCCUCACUCAGACAGGACUUGGCCUUGUGGGAAACUCCUACCUGCUCUGUAUGUAUAACUUCACUGUGCUCAUUGGACAUCACUUGAAACCGACAGAUUUGAUUCUUAAUCAACUGGUAUUGACCAAUUUGGUGGUUCUUUUCUCGAAAGGUGUCCCUCAGACAUUGUCAACUUUGGGAUGGGAAUAUUUCCUGGAUGAUGCUGGGUGUAAACUUGUCUUCUACUUUUACAGAGUGAGCACUGGAGUGUCCUUCAGCACUGUCUGCCUCCUCAAUGGCUUCCACACUAUUAAGAUCAACCCCAGUAUUUGUAGAUGGAUGGAGCUCAAGAUUAGAUCCCUAAAGUUUACUGGCUUCUGCUGUUGCCUGUGUUGGAUCCCACAUCUCUUGAUAAAUUCAUUUCUUCCUUUAAUAGUAUAUGGUCCAUUGAGUAAGAAAAAUCUCAGCAUAGAAAAUAAUUAUGAGUAUUGUUCUUGGAUAACGCCACAAGGAUAUAGCCCAUUAUAUACAGCCUUGUAUUUUUUCCCUAACCUAAUGAGUCUCAUCUUCAUGAUCUGGGCCAGUGGCUCCAUGGUCCUGGUCCUGCACAGACAUAGGCUGCGAGUCCAGCACAUUCGCAGACACAGCUUUUCCCCCAACCCUUCCCAUGAGGCCAGAGCCACACGCACCAUCCUGGUCCUGGUGAGCUCUUUUGUGACCUUUUAUUCAGUCUAUGUUAUUUUCAGCAUCUGGAUGACUCUAGUCACACAUCAAGGCCAGUGGAUGGUGAACAGCUCUGUCCUGGUGGCCUCAUGUUUCCCAGCAUUCAGCCCCUUUGUGCUCAUCAUCAGUGACUCCAGGAUCUCACAGCGCUGGUUUGCCUGCAGAGAGAAGACAAAAGUUUUUUCCUAAUCCUCUUGGCAUUUUGAAAGUAUGCUCUUCUCAAGAUAUUUGAAUUUUAUUUCAAAAUCUGUUAUUAUUUGAGGACUCCUUUUGUCAAGACCGUGUGACCUUAUCUCCCACAAAGACAGCCAAGUCUC
Messenger RNA from Heterocephalus glaber (naked mole-rat), 1116 nucleotides. The record is from RefSeq and is a predicted model, not a curated record. NCBI's taxonomy places the organism in Eukaryota, Metazoa, Chordata, Mammalia, Rodentia, Bathyergidae.